This is a messenger RNA of Vanrija pseudolonga, 498 nucleotides long. RefSeq lists its product as uncharacterized. NCBI's taxonomy places the organism in Eukaryota, Fungi, Basidiomycota, Tremellomycetes, Trichosporonales, Trichosporonaceae. Bases 1 to 498 code for a protein of 165 amino acids. The record is from RefSeq and is a predicted model, not a curated record. The transcript has a single exon.
AUGCUUCUCCACUCCAUCCUCAUCACCAUCGUAGUCACUCUGGCCACCGCCGCUCCCGCCACCGCUCCUGCCCCCGACUCCGGCAUCGUUGUCGCCAAGGAUCUAGGCUCUUCAGCGCCUGCCUCACGAAAGGUAGACAAGGAUGCGGAGACAGCUCCCCUCGAAGCGCGCACCACUGGGGCCUACUCGAUCUUUUGCUUCGACGGGCUCGACUGCACCGGUACCAAGUUGUUCGAGUGGAUAGACAACGCCAACAACAACAAGCCCGGAUCCGGAAGGUGGUAUCGGUUCCCUCAUUAUGGGGACCGACUUGUCAGCUGCCGCCUCGACGUUUGGAACGGCUGGACUGGCGAGUUCCACCUUCAAGAUGAAAGCGACCGAUACAUCUCGGGCCAGAACUACCCCAAGGGCUGGGGCCAGUACUGUGUCAACCAGUUGCCGUACAGCACCAAGGGUCCCGGCUACGUGAACAAGUUUCUGCUUGUAUGGCCUGCUUAG